Molecule: messenger RNA, 1083 nt
Organism: Lachancea meyersii CBS 8951
Lineage: Eukaryota; Fungi; Ascomycota; Saccharomycetes; Saccharomycetales; Saccharomycetaceae
Source: the annotation of a GenBank genome assembly
AUGCACGUCAUCUUGGCUCUUUCAUCUGUUUUGGCCGUGGCGACAGCGUCGCCUAUCGCUAUAAUCUCGGACCUUUUCAAGCGGAAAACGUCGGAUUUCGACCCGCUCAUGGUGUGGCCUGGGAAUCUGACGCAGAUGUCGAAUUGGUCGAACUGGACCAACCCUUCAAACUGGCACAACGCUUCGGGAGUCAAUUCCAGCGGCAACAGCAGUUACAGUGGGCACCCCAGCGCGGGCUGGCCCUCGCCCAAGCUGCAGGUGUUUGUCACGGGCGGAGAAUACCAAAUGUCUAACUGGACCAUGUCCUCAGACGUGCAGGUCACCACCCUGUUCAACCAGUCGUCGUUGAAUGCCACUUAUUUGUACAGCGUGGCCAGCUCCGUGGCCAGCUCGCUGGAAAGCGACGAAUACACGGGCGUGGUGGUUCUAGGGUCCGAACAGUCGCUCGAGUCGCUUGGAUUCUUCCUCAGCGUGGUCACAGACUCCCCCAAGAGUCUUGUGGUCACUUCUGAGCUCGAAGACGGGCUAAGCGUUGCGUGGUCGGAUAAUUCCUGGUGGCGCGGCGUUUUGGUCGUAGACGGGUGCUCCAUUUACUCAGGCUCUUUGUACAACUCGGGCAACCCAAGUGCGGGCAAUAUCGGGUCUGUGUAUGCUGGCGAGCCUUGGUUCUGGUUCACGCCUGCGUGGCCCACCUUCCUGUCCCCAGAAAGCACGUUACGCCAAGAGUACUACAAUUUUACCGAAAUCGCGACCGCCAACACCACCUACAGUAACUCCGUCACAACGAUUCCUAUAGUCUACGACGGCUACUACGAUCCAUCUCUAAUCAACUCUGUCAGCAGUUCUGUCAAGGGUCUGGUGGUGGUUUCUUCGGGCAACUCGACCUCCAGUGAGCUCAAGUCGUCUACAGUGCCUGUGGUGUUUGCCUCUGACGGAUACGAGCCUGUCUUCCCGGAGGACGUGCCACAAGGUGCCAUCGCGGGCGGAACACUGUCGCCUGUUCAAGCACAACUACUUCUAUCCAUUGCCGUUGUCAACAAUGCUACGGAUCCUUCCAGCUUGCAAGGCUUGUUUUUGCCAUAA